Messenger RNA from Folsomia candida, 1873 nucleotides. RefSeq names its product carboxypeptidase N catalytic chain. The coding region runs from base 61 to 1695 and encodes 544 amino acids. The transcript has 6 exons. Gene Ontology annotation, molecular function: zinc ion binding; metallocarboxypeptidase activity. NCBI's taxonomy places the organism in Eukaryota, Metazoa, Arthropoda, Collembola, Entomobryomorpha, Isotomidae. The record is from RefSeq and is a predicted model, not a curated record. Gene Ontology annotation, biological process: proteolysis.
AGAUGCAGACAACUAUUUACUGCUUGUUUUCAUUAGUUUGAUUUUUCAUAAUAAUCAGUCAUGGCUCUUUUGUGCUACUCCUGGUUAUUAUUGCUCCUAGUCGUAGUAAUUUCAUGCAGCGGUGGGGGCGACGUUACGACCAACCGUACCGCCGAGGUUUUGAGUCCGUGCGACCACGCCAAUCUGACCAGAAUUUUGCAUGACUUGGUUCAGCAACACUCGUCCAUUGCGUCCCUGACCUCGAUUGGAAAUUCUAGUCAAGGUCGAGCCUUGUGGGUCAUGCGGGUCGGAGACUCUGUAAAUUUGCGACCCGUGCUCAGACCACAGGUAAAAUUGGUUGGAAAUGUGAACGGAUUCUCGGGUCCAGCAUGUGCAACAUUACUCUCAUUAGCUCAGCGACUUCUCAUCGGAUUUCGCAAAGUUGGAACUCAAGAGCGUCGUCUCCUCCAGGCACUCGAGGUCCAUAUUCUUUUCGACAUGAAUCCUGACGGGUCUGCAGCUGCGAAACCGGGAUCAUGUCUGGAUGGGAAGGGACGUAGCAACGGGGCUGGCGUCGACCUCAAUCGCGACUUUCCCCUCGUGUUCCCCACCUCCGAGGAGGAAUAUCACUACUCCCACCAUAACCUCCAACCCGAAACAGCCGCCGUGAUGCGAUGGUCCCUCGCCAACAAUUUUGUCCUCUCGCUCUCUCUCCUCUCUGGUCAGGCAAUGCUGGUCCUCCCGUUCGACGACCGCCUCGACCUCAUGACCUCUCAAGCCCACGAAACCCCCGACAACGACAUCUUCACGCGACUAGCGGACAAAUAUGUGGCUGCCGUGGGGGGCCAAGCAGGCAGCUGGAACUGUGCCAAUCUCCGCCGCAAUUUCCCUAAAGGCUGGGUCAACGGGGCGGAAUGGUAUCCGGCUCGGGGGACGAUGAUGGACUGGUCCUAUGUGAGAGCCGCCACACCGGAAAUUACGGUGGGGUUGCAUUGCUGUCGAAAUCCGGGGGAUGAGGCCACACUCUUGCAAAUUGCGGCAAGGCAUGAACGGGGAAUUUACGCCCUUCUCGUGGAAGCCGCCUUGGGUGGCAUCCGUGGUCAAGUGGUUGACACCCUGAGUCACGACGUGCUGGAGGGGGCAUUGAUGUCGCGGGUGAAUAGCAGAGGUGAUGAUGACGGUCUCUCUCCACUAUUUUGGUUCACAUCGAGACAGGGAGAGUUUUGGAGGCUACUUCCGCCUGGGAGGCAUACCUUGCAGGUCACAUUAGACGGGUAUCGCCCUACAAGGGUGCAAGUUAACGUUGGCGACGAGCCCACGCUGGUCAAUAUUCACUUAAUGCCGAUCAGUCUGCCCUCAACCACGACACCAAGUACCACUACUAGCACUACUACCACUCCCCUGGUUUCAUCGACCUCAAGUGCCACAACUCCAGCGGAGGAACAAAAUUCAUCCCCGACACUAAACCUUCCAACACUACAGAGUAACAGCAGUACGACAAAUACGACAAAUAAGAAAGUGAAAGUCGUCCUAGAUGGAGAUUGGGGGCCCAAAAUGCAAGGAUUUCAUCGAGGUUUGAGCAUCAUGUUGGCCGAGCUGUCGUCAAGGUCGUCCUCUUCGUGCAGGAAACCCACACCGCCGCCCAGAUUCGUUUCGAUCCCACUUUUCCUUCUCCUCUACGUUUCCUCAUAUUUUAUUCAGCAUCAAAUUUAUUGAACUUUAAGAGGCCGUAUACAGUAAUUAAAGGUGAUGGGCUAAAUAAUCUGUUUAGCAUUAAUUAACUACAUGUUUUUACACACAGAGGCCAGUUUUGCAUAGACUUUGGCAGUAUUACAUAAGUGCAUCAACACGCCGUGUCGAUGAUUAUAAUAAUAACAAUCAAGUUGCUAACUUA